AUGUGUGACGUUAUCCUGGAUUGGAGCGCGCGAUACGGAUACCUAAAGAAAGAAAAUCCGUGACGUGCGUAACCCACAUCCUUUCCCCGUGAAAUGUUCGUGUUCCUGUGAUAUCCGUGUGCAAUCCGUGUUUUCUAAAUAAUUGCGGUGGCUUAUUUACUAAUUCUUCGCUGACAUAUAGUCUGGUGCUAACUUCCUCGAGUGAAUCUGGUGCUGUGGAAAUAAUGCUCUACCCUGGCUGCGCACCCACCUACGAGACACGUUAGCUAGGUUUUACAUACAAUUCAUAGGAUUAGUGGAAUUAUAGCAGUACUAGUAUGAACAAUCCAUUUCGUGCGAGACCAUCCAGAUCAAGAGUAGAUCCUGCUGUGGUUGGUUUUGAAACCCAAAGCCAAACCGUAUAUGGUACUGUGCCAACCUUAAAUCAACCAGCAAUCCCAACAAAUAAUGUUUACCAACAUCAAGCUCCUGUAACAAACCAACUGCAACAAUCCUCGGAUCCUUGGGUUUGGGGUUCGGAGAAUGUAAAUAAUGGCAAUGACUCCUGGAAUUGGAGCGUUGACCAAUCGACUGAUUCUCAGCCCCAGCAACAACAGCAAUUUGUUCCUACUUAUACGAAUAAUGGGCAGCCUGCAACAAAUCCAGUUCCAAACAAUUAUUACAAGAAUUUAAAUGGCAAUAAUAGAGCAGGCAUCCUUAAUCAAUAUCCCUCGUCUGGAAAAAAUACACCAGGAAGUGCUAGUAGAGAAUCCACUCCAAAUCAUUCUGAUUCGUACAGUCAUUAUACAAACUAUAGUUUUAAUCAGCAUUAUCCCACGCCGCCCCGACCUAAUUCAGCUAAAUCAAGUACAGGACAUUCAGAUCAUUCGCAAUGGUCAACAGAACAGCAACCUCAGAGUAUACCUUACGUGCAACCCACGUCGGCUAUGCUCAAUCAAAAAAAUCAGACACCUCCACUACCCCCACCAGUAAACAGCUACAACUGGAACAACGUUGAUCAGCAGACAAUUUCGUCAACUCACACUUGGCAAAAUCACACGAAUGCUCCUACAUCUUCUGGUGGCUAUUUCGAAUCCAAUGUCCCAACAGAAGGGCAGCAUGUGGAGAACAUGGGAAACAAUUGGCACCAACAAAUGGUACAACAUAUUGCAGAACAACAUCCCCAAGUUCCAGUUACUGUCCCUGCCCCGUCAGGAAAGGAAACAGGAAGCAAUGAUCGCUCUGCCAAUUGGUCGAGUCAACACCAAGAACGCGAGACAUCUAAUUCUUGGUCAAGUCAGGGUAACGUUUCUUCUAAUCAGUGGCCUAAUCAAAAUUCGGAAAGCAACGUGCCACCUCAGUGGCAGCCAACUAUUUUGAAUCAGUCCGAACAACCUGGUAGUAUAAAUUUAACUCAGCAAUGGCAACAACCCAAUGUGCAACAUGAUGUACAACCUAAUCAAUGGAUUCAGCACAAACCGGAAACUAGUAACAUACCGGAAGAUAUACCACCGCAGGAAAUCACUUCCAACAAAUUACCAUCAAAUGAUUGGCAACAAGUUCAACCUCCUUCAUCACAUUUUCAUUCUUCCAGCGGUUCUACUGCUUCAGGAUCUACCUUGAACUUAGCCAAUAAUGCAGAUCGACAGGAUGAGCAAAAUAAGAUUGCUACUUUCAUUGGAAGUUCAACAUCUUUAAAUGAUAUUCCUGCCCAAACUCAGAUAAAUCCCAUGCUGAUACCUGAGCAGAAAGAUUGGGCUGUUCCUGAUACCAAUCUGACUUCUGAUAAUUCAGAAAAAAUUCCAGCCCAGAACAAGACAGAGACGAAUUGGAAUUCAGAUGGAGAAUGGAACACGAUACCUGUCAGUGAAUUGUCUAGUGGUUUCAACGAACUCAGUCUUGUAAAUAAGCCUGACAAGAAUCUUGAAAAUCAAAAUUCCCAGAUGGAGACGUGCCCACCUCAUUCUGGUGAUUGGACUUCUCAUUCUACUUCUAGUUUUUGUCCAUCGAACACUAACAAUGACACUGCAACUCCUGAUAACAUAGGUAGCUCAGAAGUUUCUAACCCUGUCGAAAGUCAACCUAUAGCUCAGGAGCACUCACUAAAUCAGACAUAUCAAACUGGAAAUUCGAAAACGACUGAAAAUGUAUCUCAAGCUGGAUAUGAUCAAUGGUACAACAGAAACACGCCUGCUGCUCAACCGGAAGGUGGAUGGUAUGCCAAUGAUCGUGCAAGACCACAGAAACAAUGGUCGCCAGAACAGAAUGUGGAGAACUAUGAAAAUAUUCAGCAGUCUUCUGAAUUCGUCAACCUGGAAGUAGUAGCGCCGGUGUUACAGGAACGCGAUAUAUAUGGUUCACGAGAUUCCAUCAAUAGAGAGACCCUGGAUAACGAUCCCAAGCUAGUUUCAAGUCCUUCUAAGGAAACAGCGACUUCUAGAGAUUUCCGACAGGAGGCAAAUAACGUGGAAGUUCCUGCCUUACAACAACCUCAACCGCCUCUUCAGGUUGAACAGGCGCCUGAUAACUACGAGUUUGCAUCGAACGACAGGAAUACUUUCUUGGAGACUGGCGAACUGACAGAUUCUCAUCAGGAACACGAACCAACUCCACCAAGUCAGGAUGAUGAGAACGAUGAAGUUCCCAACGACAUUCCUUUCCUUCGAGAAGUUCCUGGCCAGUCAAGUUCCACUGAUCCUAGAAGAAAUGAUCCUACAGGUCAGGAACAGUACGUUCAGACACCACGAACAAGUGAUCCUAGAAGAAACGAUCCUUCAGGACAAGAGCAAAGUGUUUUAGGAAGAAAUAUCCCUGAGAGAACAGAACGACGAGAUGUUCCUUCCGGUCAGGAAAGGAAUAUUCCUUUAUUGUCUCGUGGUGAUUCUGACACACUGGAACGUAGAAACGAUCCUUCGGGUAGAGAACGAUCUUUGCCACCUCAGCAAUCCAGGAACGAUCCCUCCGGUGAGGAACGCAUUCCUUCGCAGUCGCAGACCAUACCGGAACCUGCUGAAACUCGUGAAGUACCUGGAAGAGGAAAUGAAACGGAAGAUCCUGUUCAACAAACUCAUAGUGGAAUCAGACAGAUACCUGGUGGAGCGUCUCCAAAUGAGUCUGUGCAAAUUCCCGACGACAGAAGCGAUGCCAGGGUUGUAACUGGAUCUCAGGAGGUUGCCACAUCAGUUCCUAUGGCAGCGAUGCAAGACCCACCAAAUGAAUCUAGAAAUAAACGCGAGGAGGCUGUAGGAGCAUCCGUGGCUGAAAAUUCGGGAGUGCCUGGACCACCGAAUCGCAGAGAUUCGUACGAGGACGGCGAUGACGAGGGUUCGGGUAACAGUCGCGAUGAAAGUCGAGAUAGAAGACGAGAUGGCAGCCCUAGUGGAAGACGCUACGAUUAUGACAGGAAGGGUAGAUUUUACGACCGUGAUCGAGAGUACGAAGAAGAUUACUUCUAUGAUCGUCGACGUGGACCUGAUUACGAGAGAGCUUAUAAUUCUCGCGAGGAUCUAGAUCGUCGUGAUCCCUCUUACCGGGACGAUGAUCGUCGUCAUCCCAGUCGGGAUGAUCUGGACCGACGUGGACGUGAAGAUGUAGACAGAAGAGUCAGAGGCAAGGACGAUCCUGAUGACAGCAGAAGAAGACUCGACGAUCGCAGAAGAGACAGAGUGGAUGAUCCAAGGCGCAGAGACAGAGAUCCACGGAAUUUCGAUCCACGAUUCCCUAGGGAUAGAGAUUAUCCUGAUCGGGAUAGGAGGAGAGAUGACAGAAGACGAAGAUACGACGAAUACGAAACUAGAGAACCUUUCAGAAGAGAGUACUAUGAUGAUCCUUAUGGAAGAGGGUCAAGGCCAUCCAGUCGAUCCUCAUACAAUGACAGAGAUCGGGAUUAUUAUUUACGAGCUAGAGAUCCCUACUACGCUUACAAUGGUUAUGGCGGUUACGACUACGGUACCAAUUACAACAACAAUUAUUAUGCCUACUUUGACAACCUACGAAGAACCAAUCCUGUUGCUUAUGCCGAAUGGUACAACAAAUAUUAUGCAAAUCAACAUCAACAGUCACAAGCUGCCAGAAAUGUUGGCAGUUACACAGAGGACAGAGCCAGUGUGCACUCGGGACGCAGUUCUUGCGAUGACAGAAUCACCGGAGAUAAACGUACUUUGGACCUUCUUGAGGACUCUCUGAACGACGCACCACGAAAGUUCUUCACGGCUCACGUGCUAGGUUCUUUCACUAUCGGCUCACUCUUACACGUGUACGCGAAUAAUCCAACUGAUGGAGAAAAAGCCAAGGUGGACAUUUUCCGUGUGGACAGUCUGACGCUGCAUGAUCCUGUUGCACGAGAAUUACGUGCCUAUCCUGGACCACUAAUUAAGCAAGUGGGCGUGACGCAUAAGAAAACGAUCAUUGAAUACUGUGAGAAUAAAAUUAAGAAAGCCGAUGUUAACGAAGAUAUGGAUGAUUCUGCAUCGUACAUCUUACUCUACGAGCUAAUGAUCAUGUUGAUUCAGCAGAACGGAAACGUUGUCGGGGUGGACAUUGCUGCUUUGUUAUUGAGAAACAAGGAUGCGUAUCCUUAUGACGCAAACAAGCAACACGUACCGGUAAGAAGAGAAUCUGUUAUGUCACAACGUUCCGGAAGUUUAGUCGGAGAAGGAUCCGUUCACGAAGGGUCAACGUCCCAUGAAAAGGAGGACGCAAACAAACCGAAGAAGCCAUUGACGGUUGAGCAAAUGACCAAUGAAUUCAGGGACACCCUACUUUAUGGUCUUGUACAGGAGGCUCUAGAAUAUGCUAUGGAUCAGGGAUUGUGGGGACACGCACUGUUCCUGGCCAGCAAAUUGGAUAAACGAACUCAUGCAUCGGUUAUGACGCGUUUUGCAAAUAGUUUGCCAGCUCAUGAUCCCCUUCAGACUUUAUACCAACUUCACUCCGGGCGCGUACCAGCUAGUGUCACGUGCGUAGCAGAUCCAAAAUGGGACGAUUGGAGGCCUCAUCUAGCUAUGAUAAUCUCAAACACGUCAGCCAAUCCUGAGAUAAACCGCAGAUCUAUAACGACCCUGGGCGAUACGCUUGCUGCUAGAGGAAACAUUCACGGCGCUCAUUUCUGCUAUAUCCUGGCGCAGAUCGAUUUUGGUCCUUAUGGCGCCAGUGCCGGGAAGCUGGUGCUAAUUGGUUCUAAUCACAACAAACCCUAUUCCGAAUUCGUAACCUUGGAAGCAGUGAUGCUUACUGAGAUCUAUGAGUAUGCACGGAAUCUGAGCGAACCUGGUUUCACUCUGGCCGAUCUCCAAACCUUCAAGUUCGACUUGGCUGUUAAGAUGGUGGACUAUGGUCUGAUCGAGAAGGCUUUACUUUACAUAGAACAAAUAGCGGUGAACAUCACGAAUGAACCAGCUAAAUACAAAAGAUCCUUCAUCGAGCAGGUUUAUACAAUUGGAGACAGAAUCAAAUAUCACGAUCCUGUUUGCAAAGAUUCUCUCGAGGAUGCCGCGAAUCUGGCAUGGCUGAACAAUCUUUCUGAAAUCGUUGGAAAAUGUCAGACUGGUGAGAUAAUUCAGGACGAUUUACACGAUCCUAGAACAGUCACGGAUAUGCACCAAACACUACAGACUCAGAAGCAUCACGAGAUCCAACAACAACAACAUAAGUGGAGUGUAGCGCAACCAGAUUAUUCCGAUGGACCAACUUCUCUGAUGGAAGGUUCAACAAUGGAUCCCCAAUCAGAAUGGCAACCAAUGUCUCUACCAACAAACAUACAAGAUCCUUAUAACCCAAGUUCACAAUAUGUGGAUAAUAGUAUGGAUCCCAGUCAAUAUCAGCAGAACCAACAUCAGCAGGAUUACUGGAAUCAGCAAACAUAUAGUCAGCAGGAUUACUCAAGCCAGGAUUACACACAAGCUGAUUGGCAGACACAACAGGCUCAAGCACAGUAUCCAUCGGAACAGACAGAUGCUGAUAAUCAGCAACAGGAUAAAUGGAAUUAUGAGUCGGAAAAGGAAGAAAAAUCAGCUACACCGGAACCUCAGCCAACGAUAUCAAUGGCACCCUCGUCCUCGAAGCAGUACGAUCCUCUGGAGGAGCUGGAUUCCCUGGAUACACCCAGAGCAGGAUCAAAAGCAACAGCUGAAGAGAAAAAGGUCAUCGAGAAGCAGUCAGACAAAAAAGCAGCUGGUGGAAGCGGAUCCUGGUUCGGUGGAUUGUUCAGCAAAUUGGCACCAAAGCCUAAAAAUCAAAUGAUCUUACCGGACGACAGUAACCCUACGAUUGUUUGGGAUCCCGUCGCUAAGAAAUGGACGAACAAGGAUGAGGAUGGUGAAGGUACUUCCGGUCCUCUGGCUCCACCUCCAAAAGCCACUGACAUCGGGUUCAGAGCAUCAGCGGCUGAAUCUAAUGCUCCCACAAUUCCAAACCCGUCAGCGUCAUCGAGUGCAAUUCCAGAUGACCUGUCAGUGGUUAACAGCUCGAAAUUACUGACUGGCAGUAACAUGUACAAAAUGCCAAAGGGAAGGAGUUUGCGUGCCAAUUAUAUAGACGUGAUGAAUCCUAGUGGAACAAAGGGUACUGCACCGCCAUCAAACGUACCAACACCUGUAACAUCACCUCUGGUGCCAAUGGCCGCGUCGUCGCCACAAUUAUUUGUCCCUGCCCCAGUCAACGACCCAAACGCUCCUGUAGACUUUUUAACACCCACGCCAGCAGCAGCUGUUACUGAAAAUGCAUCCCAGGGGCUCUCUCGAUGGAGCUCGACCAGCUCACUAUCGCGAGAAGUGCAGAGCUACACAAUGAGGGAUCCGCGCCUCCUCCAGCGGGAAAAGGGACCAAUGAUGUUCAAUCCGACAGACAUGAAGGAUCGUUCGAUGAAGAACACACCGAGAAGCAGAUACCCUCCACGAUAAGAUUGUUAGAGGCUGCCGCUGCUGCUGCCGCUCAUGGAAAUGCAAAUACAGUUUUCGAAGAGGCCAUUUUCUCGCUGUACGUUUAACGUAUAUGGAAUAGUCAGAGUUCUUAGUAAUCGAUAACGAGGCAAAUUUCAUAAAGAGUCAUUUGUCCUCUUGGCGAGAGAUAUGUGUGGGAAUUUUUUUUUAAAUUAACAUCCUGAGAUCAGUCUGUUCUCAGUUGUACGUAUGUUAUCUGCAUUGUUAUACAGUUUGAAAGUUAUAAGCUUAAUUACGCUAAUUAAUUUUCAAUAAUCCUUUCGUCUAUGGACGCAUGUAGGGAAUUCAUGAGGCAACGGGUCAGAGUGAGAAGUCCUUUUUUUUUUACAUGGUCAAUCUAUUAGAAUAACACGUUUCACCUAUGAAACUGUCGAUGAAUGAUUCGUUAAUUGAGGAAGUUAAAGAGAGAGAGAGAGAGAGAGAGAGAGAGAGAGAGAGAGAGAG
Molecule: messenger RNA, 7361 nt
Organism: Cephus cinctus (wheat stem sawfly)
Lineage: Eukaryota; Metazoa; Arthropoda; Insecta; Hymenoptera; Cephidae
Gene: Sec16
Product: protein transport protein Sec16A
Exons: 21
Coding region: 318-6878 (2186 amino acids)
Biological process (GO): COPII vesicle coat assembly; Golgi organization; autophagy
Cellular component (GO): ER to Golgi transport vesicle membrane; endoplasmic reticulum exit site
Source: RefSeq, a predicted model, not a curated record